Chenopodium quinoa (quinoa) is the source of this 1230-nucleotide messenger RNA. Its product is annotated as F-box/kelch-repeat protein At3g23880-like. Gene Ontology annotation, molecular function: protein binding. The transcript has a single exon. Bases 1 to 1230 code for a protein of 409 amino acids. The record is from RefSeq and is a predicted model, not a curated record. Lineage: Eukaryota; Viridiplantae; Streptophyta; Magnoliopsida; Caryophyllales; Amaranthaceae.
AUGAUGAACGCCUCAUCGCCAAAGAAAUCGGAACAUGUAUCCACAUACAAUACUCUUCCGGAUCAUGUCAUCGAGGAACACAUCCUAACAAGACUUGCGGUGAAACCUCUACUCCGCUUCAAAUGUGUUUCUAGUGGAUGGCUUUCCAUGAUAUCGAGUACUAAAUUCGCAAAAAAGCACUUUGAGUUGUGGUUUCCCUCGCAUGAUCAAAAUCUGAUUGUUCAAGAGGAUCGUGAGACUGAGGAAGAAGAUAAGUAUUUAUUAUCCUUUGAUGAAAACUACAAUCUGAAUGAGUAUACUAAAUUGAUGAAUAAAUAUCCUACAGUUCGAUUUAAUACUCUAAAUACUCGUGUGGUGGGUUCAUGUAAUGGGUUAUUGUGUGUGUAUAAUCAAGAUAUUAUGCGCAUGUAUGUGUGGAACCCUGUGACCAACCAUUGCCGCGAUAUUUUUGUUCCCAUGGCUCGUGGUAAGUGGGAUGAUUAUCAAUUGAGGUGUAUCGGGUUUGGUUAUGUGUCGUCUAUUGAUGAUUAUAAGAUAGGGUGCUUAAUGGUUCAUAAUAAAACAUUAAUCAUUCUUGUGUUUUCUUUGAAGACUGGGUUUUGGAUACAAAAGCCAAAGAUAGAUCUAUAUUAUGAAUUGUUGUUAACAUUUGAAUAUGAAAACCCGGCGUUUGUUGGUGAUACUCUAUAUUGGAUUCCGCAACAUUUGAAUGAGGAUGAAAACUACAUAAUUGGAUUGGAUUUAGUUGAAGAGGAUAUGGUAAUCAUCCCAUUAUUUGGAAGAAUCCCUGGUGAUUGGGUAAUUGCAAAAUUAUUUCGGAUGGAAGGUUGCUUGGCAUUAUGUUUGAUUCAGAAUUAUACUGAUAAUGAAAAGAGUAUUUGUCAUGUUUGGAAGAUGAAGGAACAUGGUGAUGAGGAAGAUAGGGUUUCGUGGCAGAAAGUAUUAUCUCUCAACUAUAUAGGAACGGAUUUUAAUUAUUUAUUUGAGACAGGAAAGUGUUUGGUAAGUCAAUUAUCAUAUCAAUCUCAUCGGCUUAUACUACAUGAACUUAGCAAGGUAUCUUCAUCGAAACCAGAACAAGAGCAAGAGCAAGAACGACAAAAACCACCAGAUGAAGGUACCAUUGUUUGGGAAUCAGUAGAUCGAGGAAGCUUGUUUAACUAUUUUUUAGGGGGCACAUUCGGCUAUUCUGAGAGUCUCAUUUCUCCUUUGGGAGAGAAUGAAGAUUGA